UAAAAAUUACAAGAUGAGCAUACAUACUGCUUUAAGAGACUUAAAGGAAUCGACUAGGAAGCCAACGUCAUUUCGUUCAAUCAAGAAUAUCUCUACUGGGAGUGCAUUUUUCAAAAAUUUAGCACUGAAGAACCAGAAUAUUUUUGAAGAGAGGAAAAGACCUAGCUUAAGAAAUCAUGGCAGAACUCAGUCAAUGAGCUCGAUCAUUAAGGAGCAUGUUAAAGAUACAGGGUUUGAUGAAAAAGUUCCUAUCCCUGCUCAUUGGAAGAAGGAGCCAUUUAUAGUCACCACACGUACUGAGCUCAAAGAUCUCCAAAGAGCGGAAUUUCUUCCAAAUGCUAGCUAUAAUCUAGACGGAGAUGGUAGCGUCAAUGAAAAGGAAUUUAUCAUUGGAAAGAUGUUUGAUAAGGGCAACAAGGGAUAUCUUACACAGAGAGAAAAAGCUGAAGCUUGCGCUGCCAUAAAUAAUGGUCUUGAGACUGAUCUUAUCAAAAGAAAAGAAAUUUCUGGGAAAAAGGGUUUUUACCAUCACAAAAGCAGACAUACGAUAGAUUUCGAAGUUCCUAAUGAGUCAAUGCCAGACCCUAGCUCUUGCACUUAUGGCUCUAACCCAGAUGAAAACAGUCCAUCCCCAAAGAAAACUUUUAGAAGCAAAACAGAGUUAGACAGCUACAGAAAAGAUGAAAAUGUGAGAACUUUAAAUCUUCUUAAGAAGAAUUUCGAUCUCAAAAACUCAGAUUUUGUUCCUAUAAAGUUUAAAAAGUCUGAAUUCCUGAUAAAAAAUCCAAAACACCAGUCGAUGAGUGAGAUUCAUGACAAACUCAAGAAAGAUGCAAGAAUUAAAGCUGGUCUUGAUGCUGUUGCUAGCAUGCAUAUCACCAGAGAAACAGAGAAGAUGGUUCCAAGCCUAAGAUACAACACAAAGCCCAAGUUUCCAAGUGCAACGGUUAUGAAAGAGACAUUCAGAGAUGAUAAGAUCAAGAAGGAAAAUCAAGCUAAUAACAUGAACAACCAUAUCGACCCUGUCAAACGUAUUGAUGAAAAAGAACAAGCCUCCUUUAGGAUCAGAAGAUUUGAUCAUGAUAACCCAACCUUUGCAGAAAAAAUCGAAAGGCAAAAGAAAGAAAAUUUGGAACAUUAUUCCAAGACUUUUGGCAACAUCACCAUUGGAGUACAUGGGCGCGAAUUACCAAAAUUUUCAACAAAUAAUAAGGAGUGGUGGAAGAACCAGAGUGGGUAUAAUAGCUCACCAAAAUACCUUUCUUCUAAAGUUAUGCACGAGGAUAGAAAUUCUUUCAAGAAAAAUGAGCCUAUUGUUUUAGCAGAGACUACUAUUGAGCCUCCUCCGUUAGAUGUCUUCAAGAGAAACAGCAUUCCAAAUUUAAAGCCAUACCAAACUCUUGAGCAUAAGAUUGCUCCGAAGAUCACAGAUUGCAAGAGAAAAGGGCCUGACUUCUUCGAACCCCAAUACGACAGACCCCACAAGACUUUGAAGAAAUGGUCUGAAAUCGAGAGACAAUUCCGUGACAUUCCUCGCUCUCGUAGAUACAUGGACGGACUAAAGCCUGCAAAAGAGCAUCCUUCAGACAUUAACGGGCCUCUGUAUUCCUCAUUCACCAAGAACAACGAAUUCAAGGAGACCAAAGUUAGCCAAAAGAGCUAAAAUCUUGCUAAAAUCAAUU
This is a messenger RNA of Moneuplotes crassus, 1682 nucleotides long. The record is from the annotation of a GenBank genome assembly. Lineage: Eukaryota; Ciliophora; Spirotrichea; Euplotida; Euplotidae.